This is a messenger RNA of Micropterus salmoides (largemouth bass), 1171 nucleotides long. It is a transcript of the gene kcnmb2a, whose product is annotated as potassium large conductance calcium-activated channel, subfamily M, beta member 2. Gene Ontology annotation, molecular function: calcium-activated potassium channel activity; potassium channel regulator activity. Gene Ontology annotation, biological process: potassium ion transport; detection of calcium ion. Lineage: Eukaryota; Metazoa; Chordata; Actinopteri; Centrarchiformes; Centrarchidae. Bases 340 to 1053 code for a protein of 237 amino acids. The transcript has 5 exons. Gene Ontology annotation, cellular component: membrane; voltage-gated potassium channel complex. The record is from RefSeq and is a predicted model, not a curated record.
GAGUGGGUUUGCAUCGACCCUUACCUUAACGCUAACCCUUGACUGACCAAAAACAAAUAACUCAUAAUGCCUCACUUUCCAAUUCAUUUGCAUCUGAACUGAGGCUAAUGUUAUUUAUGGGACCCAAGGCUGCAUGUGUAGCAUUGAAUGCUGUGUUUUCCGCAAACGAUAGGACCAGCAGAAAGCCAGAGGAGGCACAUGCAAGGUGUUGUUGUUGUGCCAAGAGAGGACCCAAUGACUUUGUGUUGACAGCAGAAGUGUUCAUGAUACAGCAGGUCUUUUCAGCAAUCUUUCCGCUCCACUUCAGCAAACAAAGGAGGACGUGGAUCAUCACAAAAGAUGUUCUUUGUGGCAGGGGCCAAAAACAAAGCAGGAUCGGAUGGAGGAAAUGAAAGGAGCAGGUCAUUCUACCAGAAAUUUCGUGAGGUAGAUUUAUUGGACAAGAAGAAGACAGUGACAGCUCUAAAGCCCGGUGAAGAUCGGGCCAUUUUUCUGGGUCUCGGAAUGAUCCUCUCUUCAGUCAUGAUGUACUUUGUCUUGGGAAUCACUAUAUUACGCUCCUAUGCAGACAGUGUGUGGACACAGGAGAGUGUGUGUGUUGUCCUCAACUCCACGGUCACAGCAGACAUGAACUGUUCCUACAACUGUGGGGCAGACUGCUGGAGAGUCUCCAAAUACCCCUGUCUGCAGGUCUAUGUGAGCGUCAAUAACACGGGCCGUAUCAGCCGUUUAUCUCACAAUGAAGAGACCCAGGACACCAGCUCUGAAUGUUUCUAUGUGCCCAGGUGCCAGAAGGACAGUGUGGCCAUGCAUGUCAUGAUUAUGAACAUCUCAGAGCGCCUGAAGGUGAACCAGCAGGUCCCCUGUUACUACGACCCCAGCGAGCAGCAGGAGACCGUUCUCCUGACCCGCCUGUAUGACCACACUGUUGUCUUCCACUCGCUGCUCUGGCCUUCCUGCAUGCUUGCAGGAGGGGCCCUUAUCAUCAUGAUGGUGAAGCUCACCCAGUACCUCUCCAGGCUGUGUGAAGAGAUAGGGAAGAUCAAGAGGUGAAAUUACGUGAAAGCCAUGGUGGUUUGGUGAUGGACGUACGACAUGAAAAGGAUUGUUUUAACCAAACGACCUUGCUGUGACCUCUUGCAAACCUUCCUCCACAGUGAGACAUUUGGAA